Molecule: messenger RNA, 1397 nt
Organism: Penaeus chinensis
Lineage: Eukaryota; Metazoa; Arthropoda; Malacostraca; Decapoda; Penaeidae
Exons: 3
Coding region: 167-664 (165 amino acids)
Source: RefSeq, a predicted model, not a curated record
UGAAGAACGUCUAGAUUCCAGGAGAGCUGAAGAACGACGUCUCGAUUCCAGGAGAGCUUCUGAAGAACGACGUCUGGAUUCCAGGAGAGCUUCUGAAGAACGUCUAGAUUCCAGGAGAGCUGAAGAACGACGUCUCGAUUCCAGGAGAUCCUCUGAAGAACGACGUAUGGAUUCCAGGAAAGCCUCUGAAGGGCGACGUCUUGAUUCCAGGUCAUACGAAGAACAACGUCUGGAAUCUAGGGCCAUUGCAGGAAAGGACCGGCAAUAUUUCAUCUGGGCUUCCCAAGAGCUGCACCUAAAUUCUCGAAAAGCACGUGCACUGCAACGUCGUUUAAGUCUACCUGGUGAUGGAUUAGAUUUUAACACUAUGUUCAAGAGGCAAUCCGCAGAAGUGAGUGAUGACGUCGAUGAGAAGAAAUUACUCCAUGACACAUAUUUGCAUAUCCCGGGCCAGAAGACGAGGACCGACGAAGUGCUAGUUCAGAAGAUUCCAUAUCACUUCGUUAUGACCGACUUCACUUCAGAGUUUUCUGACAAUGAAAACAGCUAUAAACAGGAAAGAAGCGUAGGUGAUAUACUGAUGAAAGGGUUGUGGACGGGCUUGGCAACACUGGCCCUCUACCACACUCGCCAGGCAUCAGCCUCCAAGCUGGCUGUGUGCUAGACCGUAGGCGUUAACAGACUGAAUCAAAUAAUGUGUCAGGAUUAACAGUUCAUUCUUGUCCAGCUUCUCCAUUAGUUCUCAAAGCAAUACUGGUGUAUGAUAGCUCUACACAGUAUUACAUCUACAACUUCCUGUAACCUACUGUUUUUGCUCGAAUGUUCAACAGGGUUUAACUUGCUUAGUGUCUAUGAUAAAUGAAGCUUAAUAUCAGCAAAACAAUUACAAUGAUCAAGUAAAGAUGAAAAUGACAAAUCAAAUACUACCAUUGCUUUGCCGUCGCCGUUCUCCUGCACACGCACCACGACUUCCCGGACGACGACUCUCGAACGACCUCUGAAUAUGCUCGUUUGAAGUUCAGCGAGGGCCAACAACAGCUCUUUCAUUAACUUUAUUCGAUUUGUCAGCAUGCAUGAUUUAGAACGGAAAAAAAUUCAUGAUGGGUGUUUUUGGCCUUUGCGAAUUGAGUAGAAUUAUAAGGUAUGUUUCAAAUUAUAGUUAUUGCCUAGCGUUCUGUAGCAAGGAAUAGAGAGAAAACAUUUUAUGUACCUGGGAUAUGCACAUGAUAUAUACAUGUAUGUUCCUCAAUGUUAUGUAGUGUGGUUAUUGGGGAAGGUUACUAUAUUUUGUGGAAUAUAACAGAGUUUUCCCCUAAUGUUAGUCUAUACUUGCAUGACUGAUCCAAUGUUUGUAAAACUUAUAAAUCUAUAUGUAAUAAAAACUGAUGCCACGUCAA